AUGCCGUUGCGUUGCCCUGCUGGCGCGCUUCCGGAGGCGUACCGCCUCAUCUGUCUUCGUUCAGUUCGUGCCUUUGCGCGCGGAGUCCACAAUGUGGACUACCGUUUCGGUGCCGCGGGGUCCAAGAAGUGCAAUUAUUGCACUCAGCAGAAGGAGAAGUGCUCCCCUGUUCCGGAGUACGUCGAGGCCGAGUUCGCCGUUUUUCUCGCGGCGAUGGACCUGGUGGCUGCUGCCCGCCAUGGUGACGAGCCGGAGGACGACCGGUACGCUGCCAAGCAGCGUCUCGAGUCCGCCGCCCUGGAUCUGGCUCGCCAGGUCCAGGUGACAAAGAGCCAGGAGAAGGAGUUGUCCGUGGUCGGGCUCCUCUCCGCCACGCACCAGGUGCUGGUGGAGAUUCGGGAUAGCCUGCGCCGGCUGGAGGGCCGUGUGGCGGCGGUGGAGGAUGCCGUGGAGGCUGGUGGGACUUUUGUCCCAGACCCCAUGGACAUCAGUUCCGGGGGCGAGUCGGAGGAGGAGUCGGAGGGGGAGUCGGAGGGGGAGACAGAGGAAACUCUGUCAGUAGACCUCCGUGGUCUGGAGGAUGGGGCAGGGGAGUCUUCUGACUCCCCCAUUGAUUAG
Molecule: messenger RNA, 618 nt
Organism: Bipolaris sorokiniana ND90Pr
Lineage: Eukaryota; Fungi; Ascomycota; Dothideomycetes; Pleosporales; Pleosporaceae
Exons: 2
Coding region: 1-618 (205 amino acids)
Source: RefSeq, a predicted model, not a curated record